Molecule: messenger RNA, 1291 nt
Organism: Sturnus vulgaris (Common starling)
Lineage: Eukaryota; Metazoa; Chordata; Aves; Passeriformes; Sturnidae
Gene: TM4SF18
Product: transmembrane 4 L six family member 18
Cellular component (GO): membrane
Source: RefSeq, a predicted model, not a curated record
UCGUGGGGAGGAGGACAUUUUUGAGCAGUCACUAGGAAAUGAGAGCUUUGAAGUUCCUUCCUGAGUCUGACUCCGAGACAUAUUUCAUUUGGAAUAUCACAAAGGAGGAUCUUUUAGAAGGGAAAUGGCUACUUAAGGACACACAUAACACAGGACAGUGAGUUUACACAGUGAUAUUCAUCUGUUGUUCUGCUAACUGUUAAGCACUUCUAUCCCUGGAAUCACACCCCAGUCACUGGUUCCUGUGAAUAUGAAAUGACUGAAUCAAGCUGGGGAGGUCAAAACGCUUCUUAUAUUGAAAGUCUUGUAAACUUCUGUUAGCUUAGAGGAACAAAACUUCCAGAGUUCUUGAGAGAUGGCUCUGGAGACAUGUGGAAGCUGUUUGAGUUGUCUGCUGGUGCCUCUUGCACUUUGGAGUAUUGUUGUGAACAUCCUCCUUUACUUUCCCAACGGGAAAGCUCUGCAUGCUGCCUGGUACCAGCACCCCGGCCAUGAGUGGUAUUUUGAAGGCAUCUCUUUCUCAGGUGUGAUGAUCCUUCUUUUGGCAGUAAUUUUAAUAACACUGGAGUGUAGUGUGUUCUAUCGGUGCUGCCAGAGUGAGAGCUGUAACAAAACCUACAGGAGUUUUAUUUCUAUUGUGUUAGCCCUGCUUGGAAUUGCUUUCUCGGGAUACAGUUGCAUCAUUUUUACCCUGUAUUUGAUUAAAGGCCCUUUCUGCAAUUCAUCAAGUGGAUGGAAUUAUAUUUUCAAAGACACUGCUGGAGGGUACCUGACAGAUUACCCUGCCUGGUCUAAGUGCACAGAACCUCCUAACAUAGUGGAGUGGAACAUCAUUUUACUCUCAAUUUUGAUAGCUCUCAGUGGAUUGCAGUUGAUUAUCUGCAGUCUCAAAGUAGCCGCGGAGUUGAAACGAACACUCUGUGGGACCUAUUCUGUUUUUGUGCAGGCUGGGAUUCUCUGAAAAUGGCAAGGAAAUUGUUGCUGCUUCUCCCUCACCCCCAGAAAAAGAGAGAAAUGUCCUCACCAUAAUCCAUAGUGGUAGACUUGAGUGCUAUAAAGGAAAAUGAAACCCUCGUCUUAAAUCUCUGUCUGUCAGACUUCUCUGUUUUGGAUUAAGUAUAUUUGAACUGACAUAUGCAUUUUUCUUCACCUGUCCUAUUGCACCUAGCAGGUACACUUCUUUUUUUUACCCUCCAACUUGUUGUGACAAUAAGGAUGUUUGAAUACAAUGGAACUGCUUUUGUAUUGAAAUAACUUUUUUUUUUUUUUUAAUAAACUGUUUUAGAACUGC